This is a messenger RNA of Odobenus rosmarus divergens (Pacific walrus), 1089 nucleotides long. RefSeq names its product spermatogenesis associated 17 (gene SPATA17). The record is from RefSeq and is a predicted model, not a curated record. NCBI's taxonomy places the organism in Eukaryota, Metazoa, Chordata, Mammalia, Carnivora, Odobenidae. The transcript is spliced from 10 exons. Gene Ontology annotation, cellular component: spindle pole. Gene Ontology annotation, molecular function: protein binding. Bases 1 to 1089 code for a protein of 362 amino acids. Gene Ontology annotation, biological process: mitotic cell cycle; spindle organization; establishment of meiotic spindle localization.
AUGGCCACGUUAGCUCGGCUGCAAGCUCGGUCGAAGUUCGUAGCUCAGCAGUACUACUUCAGGAACAGUGUUGUAGAUAUAUUUAGGAAAAAGGAGUAUGAUGCAGCAGUUAAAAUCCAGAGCUGGUUUCGAGGAUGUCAAGUUCGGGCAUAUAUCAGGAAUUUACAUAGAGUAGCAACUAUUAUUCAAAAAUGGUGGAGAAGUUACUCAGGGAGACAAGAGUAUCAACUAAUUGUAAAGUUCGCAUCUUGUGCUAUGAAGAUGAAUCUCUACAAUGCAAUGGCUGUCAGGAUUCAGAGGCGAUGGCGAGGCUAUAGGAUUCGGAAAUACUGCUUUAAUUAUUUUUAUUUGAAGGAGUACCUGAAAGCUGUUUCAGAGACCAAUGAUGCUAUUAGGGAGGCACUGGAGGAGUUUGCAGAGAUGAAAGAAAGAGAAGAGAAGAAGGCCAACUUCGAAAGGGAAGAGAAGAAAAGAGAUUACCAAGCCCGGAAGAUGCAUUACCUCCUCAGCACAAAGCAGAUUCCAGGUAUAUACAAUUCACCAUUCAGAAAAGAUCCUGAUCCCUGGGAAUUGAGGUUACAAAAGGCAAAGCCUUUAACAUACCAAAGGUCUAAAGUUAAGCAGAAGCGCUGCAUCAGCCUUAGCAGUUGGCUAGCUUGUACAAGUGCCCGUUCCUUUCCUCGAUCUGAAAUUCUGCCACCCAUUGAUAGGAAACAAUGUCAGGGACCAUUCCGUGAUAUCACUGAAGUAUUAGAACAGCGCUACAAGCCUUUGGAGCCAACAUUGUGGGUAGCAGAACCAAUCAGUGAGUUAAAGGUGGCCAGAGGGGAAUUCAGAAGACAGGAAUGGAUGCGAAAUGUAAAUGACAAUAUGUUUUUGCCAUUUUCUUCCUACCAUAAAAAUAAAAAGUAUACCCCAUUAAUGCAUUCAUCAAGCAAGUAUGGUCCCAAUUCCUAUGGAAGUCAACAUUUUAGAGAUGAAAAUCCUAAGAAGUGGAUCUGUGACAAGGAUUUCCAAACUGUAUUACCAUCAUUUGAUCUCUUCUCAAAGUACGGAAAAUUAUAUUCAAAAGCUGGACAAAUUAUCUAA